Molecule: messenger RNA, 2110 nt
Organism: Macrosteles quadrilineatus (aster leafhopper)
Lineage: Eukaryota; Metazoa; Arthropoda; Insecta; Hemiptera; Cicadellidae
Gene: VhaSFD
Product: V-type proton ATPase subunit H
Exons: 10
Coding region: 217-1644 (475 amino acids)
Biological process (GO): proton transmembrane transport
Cellular component (GO): lysosomal membrane; vacuolar proton-transporting V-type ATPase, V1 domain
Molecular function (GO): proton-transporting ATPase activity, rotational mechanism; protein binding
Source: RefSeq, a predicted model, not a curated record
UUUCAAAAUAACCAGGAAUACAUUUUGUUUACCAAUUUUAACAGCAGAUAAGAUGAACCAGUUAAAUAUUUUUGAUGCAAUGACAAAGAUGUGAGCACUUUGAACUCUGUGGUGGAUUAGUGUUUUCUUGCCAAGAUCUACUACACAUUAUCUUCAUACUGUAGUUGUUAUUUUUCAAUUUGUUUCAAGAGUAUAUAGGCUACUGUAAAGUGUACAAUGAGUACUUCAAAACACAUCGAAAAAAUGUAUUGCCCAGCUCACAAAGACAUGCUGGCUGCGACCAGUGUGCUACAACAACAAGCCACGGAGAUCCGAGGACAAAGAGUCAACUGGCAGUCUUAUCUCCAAUCACAGAUGAUCACACAGGAGGACUUUUCGUUUAUCACAGCAUUUGACAACGCGGACGCAGCUGGUCGUGAGGCUCUUCUGAAGGAGAAGAGAACUCAGUGCGCCAAGACGUUCCUAAACCUGUUGGAACAUGUUUCCAAGGAUCAGACCAUCCAGUACGUGCUGGUCAUGAUUGAUGACAUGUUGCAGGAGGACCGCAAUCGUGUAGAGAUCUUCAGAGAGUAUUCUAUCCGCAAACGGGAGCCGAUCUGUGGACAGUUCCUCAAUCUCCUCAACGGAUCCGAUGGCUUCAUUGUCAACAUGACAGCUCGUAUCAUUGCUAAGGUGGCAUGUUGGGGCUCCGAGCUGAUGGAACAGAAGGAUCUGCAGUUUUACCUCACUUGGCUCAAGGAACAGCUCACUGUGCAGAACAACGAGUACAUGCAGUCCGUGGCCAGAUGUCUGCAGAUGAUGUUGAGGAUAGACCAGUACAGAGCUGCUUUCAUCUCUGUCGAUGGCAUCUCUACUCUGCUCAGCGUGUUGUCAGGACGAGUCAACUUCCAGAUCCAAUACCAACUCAUCUUCUGUAUCUGGGUGCUCACUUUCAACCCAAAGCUCGCCGAACGAAUGAACAAAUUCAAUGUUAUUCCUAUCCUUGCUGACAUUUUGAGUGAUUGUGUCAAAGAGAAGGUCACUCGUAUAAUUCUUGCGGUUUUCAGAAACCUGAUUGAGAAGCCUGAGGAUGGCUCUGUGGCCAAGGAGCACUGUAUCGCCAUGGUGCAGAGCAAGGUGCUGAAACAGCUCAGCAUUCUGGAGCAGCGCAAGUUCGACGACGAGGACAUUGUCGAGGACGUCAGCUUCCUUAAUGAGAAACUGCAAGCUUCUGUACAAGAUCUGAGCUCGUUUGACGAGUACGCCACAGAGGUAAAGUCAGGUCGGCUGGAGUGGAGUCCAGUACACCGUUCCGCUCAGUUCUGGAGGGAAAACGCUGGACGCCUCAAUGAGAAAAACUACGAACUCUUGAGAAUCCUCAUCCAUCUGCUGGAGAACAGCAGAGAUGCUUUAGUUUUGAGCGUAGCUUCGUUCGACAUCGGUGAAUACGUUAGACACUACCCACGAGGAAAACAUGUUAUUGAACAGCUGGGAGGCAAGCAGCUUGUGAUGCAGUUGUUGUCCCAUGAAGAUCCGAACGUGAGAUACGAAGCGCUGCUGGCCGUACAGAAGCUCAUGGUUCACAACUGGGAGUAUCUUGGACGACAACUGGAAAAGGAGCAAAGUACUACGACUGGGAAACCUGCCGUUGCUGGAAAAGCUUAGGUAUAAUCUGAUAAAAGUAGCAUAAGGAUGUAUCCAAGAUGUACACAAAGUAUGAAAAUACAUUCCAUUCGGUAUUAUACACUUAUAGUGAACCUCAAUUUGCAUGUCGGAUGGAGAAAUGCUAAUAAAUUUGUCUGUAAUUUUAGUGUCAUAAAUUGUUAAUGGGUAAGUUUCAUUUUAAUAAACCCUUUUAUUGUCAUUAAAAGCAUCACUAAAGGCAAAAGUGUUUAAUAUUAAAGAAAAAUGUAUAGACAAUUCAAAUUUUUGGUGGAGAUUGUUUCAAUGAUUGUUACUCACUUUUCUCUCAAAUAGAUUGUAGUAGUAGCUUCUGUAAGAUGGACGUUGUGCUGGUGGGUUAGUUUUUGGGUUUUGUAAAUAAGAUGUUAAUACAAUUAACUGCAGUAUUGUUUAUAACAUUUAGGAGAGUCUAUUGUACAUGUGAAUAAAAUAAAUGUUAUUCAAAGUU